Ailuropoda melanoleuca (giant panda) is the source of this 1406-nucleotide messenger RNA. It is a transcript of the gene HAUS7, whose product is annotated as HAUS augmin like complex subunit 7. The record is from RefSeq and is a predicted model, not a curated record. Gene Ontology annotation, cellular component: HAUS complex. Gene Ontology annotation, molecular function: microtubule minus-end binding. Gene Ontology annotation, biological process: spindle assembly; microtubule organizing center organization. The coding region runs from base 165 to 1340 and encodes 391 amino acids. Lineage: Eukaryota; Metazoa; Chordata; Mammalia; Carnivora; Ursidae. The transcript has 10 exons.
CGAGGGCCCCGUCCCUUCCCCGAGGCCGGCCUCCUGGGGUGGAAAGUGUGGGCGGGCUGGCGCGGGCAGGAGGGCGGGAAGGGCGCGGGGCUUUGCGUGUGAUUGGCAGCCUGGCCGGCCAGUGAACCUGAGGUGGGGGCGUGACGCGGCUCAGAGCGCGGAACAUGGCUGGGCUAGGUGUCGGAGUUGGUGGCGGCGGCUACAAGGACGAGGGCGACGAGGGCGACGAGGGCGACGAGGGCGUGCUCCAGGCGGCCGUGGAGGUGUUCGCGAAGCUAAAGGAUCUCAACUGCCCAGUCCUUGAGGGUCUUUAUAUCACAGAACCUAAGACCAUUCAGGAACUGCUGUGUAGUCCCUCGAAGUACCGCUUGGAAAUCCUGGAGUGGAUGGUCUGUCCCUCGUGGCAGGACAAGUUCAGCUCGCUAAAGGGGGCCCCAGUUGAGGUGAAGAUCCAAGAGAUGGUGAAACUAGGCCAGGAGCUGAUGCUGUGUGGGCUGGAUGAUCAGGAGCUCCUGAAGGGCCGGGCCUGCGCCCAGAUGCAGUUGCAUCUCAUGGACCAGCUGCUGGAUGCGGUCCAGAGCCUGACCGUCGGCUUCUCCGGCUGCUCCAGUGUGAAGGAGCACUUCGAGGAUACCAGAGAGAAGAAUGAGGCACUGCUGGGGGAGCUCUUCUCCAGCCCCCACAUGCAGACGCUCCUGAGCCCAGAGUGUGACCCAUGGCCCCUGGACAUGCAGCCUGUCCUUGACCAGCAGAGCGACGACUGGCAGAGGGCCAGCCCCUCUGUGGAGUUAGAGGAGGAGAGGGUGAUGGAGCUGGCAAGGAAGCUGCAGGAGAGUGUUGCCAAGCUGCAGACGCUCAGGGUAGAGAGACUUGGUGCCCCAGGGGCAGGUAAGGCAGUCUUAAGGGCCCCUCUGCCUCUGGCUUUGCAGUGCUUUGCACAGCACAAGCAAGGAGUUGCUGUGAGUGGGGCCGACACCAGCACCCUGGACCAGAAGCUGCGCCUGGUCGUCUCUGACUUCCACCAGCUUGUUGUGGCUUUUCUCCAAGUCUAUGAUGACGAGCUGGGUGAGUGCUGCCAGCGCCCAGGUCCCUACCUCCACCCGUGUGGCCCCAUCAUCCAGACCGUGUACCAGACUCUGACUUCGUGCAGCCAACUGUUGAAAGCGGUCACGGAGGUCACUGACACCUCGGCAAAAGCCGUGGACAUGGCGAAGCAGCAGCAGGGCGAGCGGAUCUGUUGGGGUAGCAACAGCCCUGUCAUGAGUCUAGCCACCAAAAUGGAAGAACUAACUCAGAAAUACAAGAGCUUCAGCGGCAGUCUGCGGAAAGCUCAGUCCUGAAGAGCCAGAUGGCCGGGGUUGGGGGGGGCGCAGGGCGAGCCACUGGCAGGAGAAGCAGUCACAGCC